Molecule: messenger RNA, 282 nt
Organism: Drosophila persimilis
Lineage: Eukaryota; Metazoa; Arthropoda; Insecta; Diptera; Drosophilidae
Product: kappaPI-actitoxin-Avd3c
Exons: 2
Molecular function (GO): serine-type endopeptidase inhibitor activity
Source: RefSeq, a predicted model, not a curated record
AUGCUGUUGAAGUUCUCGGGUUUCCUCAUUCUCCUAGUGCUGUUCCUGCACCAAACCCAGCCCCAGACGAUUAAGAAGAGAUGCCUGCUGCCGCUGGAACAGGGCAACGGCAAGGCCAUCCUCCGCAAUUGGUACUUCAAUUCGACGACAAGCAAAUGCUAGAAGUUCGUCUUCUUUGGUGGCGAGAAGAAUGGCAACAAUUUCCAGACCAAAGCUCGCUGCAAUAAGAUUUGCCUGGCAAGUCUACCCAUGACCAUCGGAAAUGAUCCAAUGGAGGUUUAA